This is a messenger RNA of Carlito syrichta (Philippine tarsier), 1977 nucleotides long. RefSeq names its product CCR4-NOT transcription complex subunit 10. The transcript is spliced from 14 exons. The record is from RefSeq and is a predicted model, not a curated record. Gene Ontology annotation, biological process: mRNA catabolic process; negative regulation of translation. Gene Ontology annotation, molecular function: protein binding. Gene Ontology annotation, cellular component: CCR4-NOT complex. NCBI's taxonomy places the organism in Eukaryota, Metazoa, Chordata, Mammalia, Primates, Tarsiidae. Bases 85 to 1977 code for a protein of 630 amino acids.
AGUUAACUGACUUUUUUUUCGGUUUUGAAAAAGUACAUUUCUUUUCAAUUUAGUUCAAACUUAAAGGCACUUGUUUGAUUAGAAAUGAAGCCUUUUGGCUUAAAGAGUGUCAAGGUUUGUGGGUCAAGGAGCUCUGCACCCCUAGAAGGUCAGCCAUGUUCAUUAGGCCAGAGGAGAAGGAAAAUCAAGUUUAUGGAUGAACGGUCAUAUACUCUUUCAAUUGGCAAUGGAGACUACUUUUGGACAAAUCAAGAUGUGUUGUGGAAUUAUGUGCAGACGCUAUAUGAUCAGGGAGCAGAGAAACAUGAAGGCACAGGUCAGCCCUCUGGGAUCACUGAUCAAGAGAAGGAGUUAUCCACCAGUGCUUUCCAAGCUUUCACAUCUGGAAAUUAUGAUGCCUGUCUGCAACACCUUGCCUGUCUACAAGAUAUAAACAAAGAUGAUUAUAAAAUCAUUUUGAAUACAGCAGUCGCUGAGUUUUUUAAAAGUAACCAAACAACAACAGAUAAUUUGAGACAAACACUUAACCAGCUGAAGAAUCAGGUACACUCAGCUGUUGAAGAAAUGGAUGGAUUAGAUGAUGUGGAAAACAGCAUGUUGUACUAUAACCAAGCAGUCAUUCUUUAUCAUCUGCGACAGUAUACAGAAGCAAUAUCAGUUGGUGAAAAACUUUAUCAGUUCAUAGAACCCUUUGAAGAAAAAUUUGCCCAAGCAGUAUGUUUUUUGCUUGUAGACCUGUAUAUAUUAACCUACCAAGCUGAGAAAGCUUUGCAUCUUCUUGCUGUCCUGGAAAAAAUGAUUUCACAGGGUAACAAUAACAAAAAUGGAAAGAAUGAGACUGGUAAUAACACCAACAAAGAUGGAUCUAACCAUAAAGCUGAAAGCGGAGCACUAAUAGAAGCUGCAAAAUCAAAGAUACAUCAGUACAAAGUACGAGCUUAUAUUCAAAUGAAGUCCCUGAAGGCAUGCAAAAGGGAAAUCAAGUCAGUCAUGAACACAGCCGGAAAUUCUGCACCCUCUCUGUUUCUUAAAAGCAAUUUUGAGUACUUAAGGGGCAAUUAUCGAAAAGCUGUGAAACUAUUAAAUAGUUCAAACAUUGCUGAGCAUCCAGGAUUCAUGAAAACAGGUGAAUGCUUGAGAUGCAUGUUCUGGAAUAAUCUUGGUUGUAUCCAUUUUGCCAUGAGCAAGCACAAUUUGGGAAUUUUCUACUUUAAAAAGGCUCUCCAGGAGAACGACAAUGUCUGUGCUCAGCUCAGUGCAGGUAGCACUGAUCCAGGCAAAAAAUUUUCAGGAAGACCCAUGUGUACUUUACUAACCAAUAAGAGGUACGAGUUGCUGUAUAACUGUGGAAUUCAGCUUCUUCACAUCGGAAGGCCUCUUGCGGCUUUUGAGUGUCUGAUUGAAGCUGUUCAGGUUUAUCAUGCAAAUCCUCGCCUUUGGCUACGACUGGCUGAAUGCUGCAUUGCUGCCAAUAAAGGGACCUCUGAACAAGAAACUAAGGGUCUUCCAAGCAAAAAAGGAAUUGUACAGUCUAUUGUUGGUCAAGGCUAUCAUCGUAAAAUAGUUCUGGCAUCACAGUCUAUACAGAAUACUGUUUAUAAUGAUGGGCAGUCGUCAGCCAUUCCUGUAGCCAGUAUGGAGUUUGCAGCCAUUUGUCUCAGAAAUGCCUUGUUGCUGCUACCCGAAGAACAGCAGGAUCCAAAGCAGGAAAAUGGUUCGAAAAAUAGUAACCAACUAGGUGGGAACGCCGAAAGCAGCGAAAGCAGUGAGACGUGCAGCAGUAAAAGCCACGAUGGAGACAAAUUCAUUCCAGCUCCACCUUCUUCGCCAUUAAGAAAACAGGAAUUAGAAAACUUGAAGUGCUCCAUACUUGCUUGCAGUGCUUAUGUGGCUCUGGCUUUGGGUGAUAACCUUAUGGCUUUGAAUCAUGCAGAUAAACUUCUCCAGCAGCCCAAGCUGUCAGGAUCUCUUAAGUAA